Gallus gallus (chicken) is the source of this 9046-nucleotide messenger RNA. RefSeq names its product IgGFc-binding protein-like. Gene Ontology annotation, molecular function: protein binding. NCBI's taxonomy places the organism in Eukaryota, Metazoa, Chordata, Aves, Galliformes, Phasianidae. The record is from RefSeq and is a predicted model, not a curated record. The transcript has 21 exons. Bases 86 to 9046 code for a protein of 2986 amino acids.
GAGCUUCCCCCACCCCCAACCCCCUCCUCUCCUCCCUGGGCUUUAGCAAAGGGCCGCUCUGAGGAACGGAAUUGGUGGGCUGGAGAUGGGGGCGAUGUGGCACAUCGCGUUGGGGUUGGCCCUGAGCUGUGCCCUCACCUCCGCCAUGUUCCGUGGCAAGGAGUUCCUCGUCGCCGUCCUUCAGAACAGCGAGGAAGCCGUGCGCCCCAACCUCUUCCUCCACCUCACCGCCUACGCCGACUCCACCCAAGUAACCCUGACCAGCACCGAUGGGGGGUCCUUCCACGAAACCAUCAACCUCAGGAAGGACCAAACCUCCCCCAUCUCCAUCCCCGGCGCCUUGGAGUUGAUCAACAGGAGGAUCUCCCAAAAGAGCCUUUUGGUGACGUCCACCAAAGACAUCUCCGUCGUCAUCACCAGCUCCAAAACCUACACCGUCGGUGCCACCGCGGUGCUGCCCACGGCCGUGCUGGGCAACGAAUACUACGUGGUGACCCCCACCGACGCGGCCAAAGAGGGGUUGAAGGAAUUCGCCGUGGUGGCCGGGAAGGAACCGUCGACCGUUUCCAUCAAGAUCAAAGGGAAGCUUUAUUUCCGAGGGAGGAACUACAGAUCCGGCUCGACGCUUUCCGUCCCUUUGAGGCCGUAUGAGAGCUUGCAGCUCCAAAGCGAGGACGACCUCUCGGGGACCAAAGUGACAUCGGACAACGCCAUCGCCGUGUUCAGCGGUCACACCUGCGCGAAGGUGAACAGCGGUUGUGACUACGUGGUGGAGCAGCUCCUCCCCGUCAGCGCCUGGGGGAAAGCCUACAUCGUGCCCCCCAACCCCCUGCAGAAAGCCCACGAUUUCAUCUACGUCGUGGCAGCCCAGGAUGGCUCCAUCUCCUACCACGAGGGCAGCGCGGCCACCACAAAGAACGUGGAGGCCGGGGAGGUCAAAGUCUUCAAACUGAGGUCGAAUUCUCCGUUCUACGUGACUUCUUCGGUAGAGAUUCAGGUGGUUUUAUUCUUCACCGGCUCAAGGGGGUAUUACGUUUGGCAAGACCCCUUCCUCCUCGCCAUCCCACCCAUCUCGUCCUACUGCGCGUCGUACCGCUUCACCGGGUUGAAUGCGUACAACUACGUCCUCCUCGUGGCCAAGAAUUCCGACACCAACGCCAUCGCGCAACAGAAGGGGAGCGAUAGGGAAUGGAAGGAAAUCCCCGGCACGGAGUAUUCCUGGUCCAUGCACAGCCUGAGCAGUUCAUAUAGCAGCUGGAGCUCUGAGAACGAGCGAGCGACUUUUGGGCUGUUGGGAUUUGGCUUUAUGAAUUACGUGGGUUACGGUUUUGCUGGUCUGUGCGCCACAUCUUCCUCCACGCUUUCCUGCUCUGACAUCACCUGCAAGGAGCGGGAGCGGUGCAAGAUGGUGGAAGGGGGGCCCACGUGCGUCCAAGAGACCUUCUCCACCUGCUGGGUCAUCGGUGGGCCCCACUACAAAACUUUCGAUGGGAAGAUCUUUGAUUUCAUGGGCACGUGCACCUACACUUUGAGCAAGACCUGCGGCACAGCCGCCAACCUGCCCUUCUUCACUGUUGAGGUCAGAAAUAGCUUGAGGGGCAAUGCCAAAUCCCCCUACAUUGAUGCUGUGACCGUCCAAGCCUACAACAUCACGGUGGUCGUGAUCAGGUCCGAGAAUGGAUUCGUGAGGGUGAACAACCACCGCACCCGCCUCCCCAUCUCCCUCGCCCAAGGGAAGUUCCAGCUCCAGCAGAAGGGCAGCUUCGUCCUGAUUAAAACCGACUUCAUGCUGAAGGUGCUGUACAACUGGGAUGGACACUUGAUGGUGAAGAUCCCCAGCUCUUACUCAGGCCAAGUGUGUGGGAUGUGUGGGAACAGCAACGGCGAUCCCCAGGAUGAUGCUCUGCUGCCCGACGGCACCUUGGCACAGAACGCAGUGGUUCUGGGCCAGGUCUGGAAGGUUCUUGGUGACAACAGGAUCUGCUUGGAUAGCUGCAGUGGUGAAUGCAAGCGUUGCUCGUGGAGGGAGACAGCAAAGUAUAACACGGAGUCAUAUUGCGGGUUGCUCACCCAAAACCCAGGGCCAUUCCAAGGCUGCCACGAUACCAUCCACACAGAUAUCUAUUUAAAAAACUGCAUUUCCGACCUCUGCAGCUACGAGGGGCUCCACACAGUUCUGUGCCAAGCGCUGAACGCCUACGUGGAAAGCUGCCAGGAGGAGGGAGUCGUCUUGGCCGACUGGAGGACGGCGGCGCGUUGCUUUCCCUUCUGCCCGGUCAACAGCAACCACACGUCGUGCGGGACCGCCUGCCCCACAACCUGCAACGACGCAGCCGUCCCAUCCGACUGCAUCUCCUCGUCCUGCGUGGAGGGCUGCACGUGCACGGAGGGCUUCGUGUUGGAUGCUGGGAAAUGCAUCCCCAAAUCUGAGUGCGGAUGCGUUUUUGGGGAUCGCCUCUACGGCCUCGGGGAGGAAUUUUGGGGCGACGAUGGCUGCACCAAGCGUUGCGUCUGUGAGAAGGAGAGGCGGAAGGCAGUGUGUCACCAAGCCAGCUGCAGAGCCAAGGAGGAGUGUGGGGUGAAGGAUGGCAUCCGGGGGUGCUACCCGACGAGUUAUGGGGUCUGCACGGCGGUGGGCAGCACGCACUACAGGAGCUUCGACGGCAAGUGGUUCGCCUUCCAGGGCACGUGCUUUUACCAGUUGGUUGGGCUGUGCAAGAGGAGCGCAGGGCUGGUGGACUUCCAGGUGUUGGUGCAGAAUGGCCUCAAGGAUGGUGGAUCUCCGUCCUUCAUCACCAUCGUCAGGGUCAAAGUCUACGGGAACAUCAUCACCUUCAACCAGACGAACCCCAAUAAAAUCACCGUCAACGACCGAUCAGCCAACCUACCCUACUCCCACGACGGGAAGAUCCUGAUCUACAGAGGCGGACGGGACGUGGUGAUAGAGACCGACUUUGGCCUCACCAUCACCUACGAUUGGAGCGGCGACGUCGGCGUGUCGGUGCCUUCCACUUACGAGGACACCCUCUGUGGGCUCUGUGGGAACUUCAAUGGGGACACGGGGGAUGACAUGAUGCUGAAGAACGGCCAUGUGACGUCCAACCCCAAAACCUUCGGGCAGAGCUGGAAGGUGGCCGACCACCCGGGUUGCACAGAGCUGUCCACGAAGGAAUGUCCCAGCUCAGUGAGCACCGUCGAGCAGGAGAAGCUUUGUGGGAUCAUCUCGAGGAAAGACGGACCCUUCAGAGGGUGUCACACUACGGUGGAACCCUCAAAAUACGUCCAAAAUUGCAAGAAUGAUUUGUGCCUUUAUCCAGAGCACAAGGAGGUGUUGUGCCAACACAUUGCGCACUAUGUUGACCUCUGCCAAGCCGCUGGAGUGACCAUCGAGGAGUGGAGGACGAAUGAUUUCUGCCGGAUUUCCUGCCCGGCCCACAGCCACUACGAGCUGUGUGCUCUGGAUUGCAGCCGGACCUGCAGCAGCAUCUUUGCCCCGCUGCGCUGCACCGAGCGGUGCCGGGAGGGCUGCGUGUGCGACGAGGGCUUCGUGUUCAGCGGCGAUGAGUGCGUCCCCAUGGCCCGCUGCGGUUGCCUCCAUCAUGGUUCCUACUACAAGGUGGAAGAGCACUUCCGCCCCACCAAGCUGGAGGAGUGCGAGUGCCACGCCGACGGCAUGGUGGACUGCCACAAAAUUCCUGCUCCUACCGAAAGCAGCUGCUCAACGGCCACCUCUGGGACCUGCGUGGUCACCGGUGACCGCAGCUAUUUAUCCUUCGACGGGACGGCGUUUGACAUCCCGGGUGCCUGUGCCUACGUCCUCACUGAGAGCUGCAGCGGCGAUGACGACACCGAACACUUCGUGGUGAAAAUUAAGAAGAAUUCCAGGCAGAAAACGAAGGUUUCUGGCAUUGAAGUGCUGUCUGUAGAAGUCUACGGGCUCACCUUGACCAUGGAGCGAGGGAAAAUAGGGACGAUCAUGGUGGACUCCGUAUUCCAGGGCCUCCCAGCCAUCCUGCACCAGGGGCAGGUCCAGGUGCACCGACACGGGGAGGGCAUUCACCUUCAGACCGCCUUUGGCCUCGUCGUACGCUACGACUUCUACCACUACGUCGCGGUCACGGCCCCUCCGGGCUACCAGGGCCGCCUGUGUGGGCUUUGUGGCAACAACAAUGGCAAAAGUGAGGACGAUUUCCUCUUCCCCGACGGCCGCCCGGCUCCCAAUGCCAUCGCUUUUGGUUCCGCAUGGAAAAUGCCCACCAUGGCGUGCGAGGAGAGCUGUUCCGAAGACGACUGCCCCGUUUGCACGGAAGAAAAGAAGAAGGUCUUCCAAAAACCCAACUACUGCGGCAUCCUCACGGACCCCCACGGCCCCUUCUCCUCCUGCUUCAACACCGUCAGCCCAACCCUGUAUUUGGAUGCCUGCAUCCGAGACCUCUGCCUUACCAAGGCGAAAACCGACGUCCUGUGUCGGAGCAUCCAGAGCUACAUGUCCUCUUGCCAAGCUGCCGGUGUCACCAUCGAGGCGUGGAGGAAACCGUCCUUCUGUUUCCCGAGAUGCCCAGCAAACAGCACCUAUUCCCUGUGCUCCAACCUCUGCACCAACAGCUGUGCGAAGCCCACGGGUACCUCCGGGUGCCCCCAGACCUGCGCUGAAGGCUGCAGCUGCAACGAAGGGUUCGCCUUUAACGGGGAGAGAUGCGUCCCCAAGGAAGAAUGCGGGUGCUUUGUGGAUGGGAUAUAUUACAGGCCCAACCAGUCGGUCCUGAAGGAGAACUGCCAGCAGCGUUGCACCUGCAUCCCAGGCAAAGGGUUGGACUGCAGCAGCCACGAAUGCACCGAUGAUGAAACCUGUGAAAUCCGGGAUGGGAUCAUGGGUUGCAUCAACCAAAACCCCUGCAAAGCCCUCGGGUGCCGACCGAGGGAGAGGUGCAAGCUGGAGGACGGCCAAGCCAAGUGUGUCCCCUCCUUGGUGGCCUCGUGCUGGGCUUGGGGGGAUCCCCACUACCGCACCUUCGACAAGCGUGAUUUCGACUUUGAGGGCACCUGCACCUACACCAUGGCUCGGUUCUGUGGGAACGACCCCACAUUGGUGCCUUUCAAGGUGGAGGGCAAGAAUCAGAUCCGGAAUGGGGUGAAAUCCAUCUCCUACGUCAGCUUGACCAACGUUGAGGUCUACGGGCAUCGCAUCUCCAUCCAUUGGAGGGAAGUGGGCAAAGUCAGGGUGGACGGCGUGCUGACCCUCCUCCCAGCCGUCCUGCAGGACAGCAGGGUCCACCUCUACCAGAGCGGGAUGACAGCGGUGCUUGAGACAGAUUUUGGCCUCCGGGUGACGUACGAUUGGAACUGGCACCUGAUGCUCGAGCUCCCCAGCAGCUACUCGGAGCAGAUCUGCGGCCUCUGCGGCAAUUUCAACCUGGAUCCGGCGGAUGACAUCCCCGUGCAAGGUGAUGACGGCGCCUCUUCCAUCAUCUCCUGGGCCUCCACCUGGAGAGUCCCCGAUGAGGACCCCUUCUGUUGGGAUUUUUGCGAUGGGGAGUGCCCCGUGUGCGAGGAGGAGAAGAGGGAGCUCUAUUCGGGCAACCAACACUGCGGGCUCAUCAAAAAGAGCUUCCAGGGCCCCUUCAAAGCUUGCCACGACGUGGUCAGCCCUCAAGAUUUCUUCCGGAAUUGCCUUUAUGAUGUUUGCAUGAACGACGGAGCGAGGAAAAUCCUCUGCAAGACGUUGGAGACGUACGCAUCGACGUGCAGGAAGCACGGGGCAGUGGUGCACGACUGGAGGACGCCGUCGGGAUGCUCGUUGCCCUGCCCCGAGCACAGCCACUACGAGCACUGCGGCAGCGCCUGCCCUGCGACCUGCACCAACCCCGACGCCCCCAAAUCUUGCACCCAACCCUGCGUGGAAACCUGUGCUUGCGACCCGGGUUACGUCCUCAGCGGAGGGCAGUGUGUGCUGACCUCCAGCUGUGGUUGUACCCACAACGGUCUCUACCGGGCUCCAGGAGAGGAGUUCUGGGAGGAUGAGAUGUGCCGCUCGCGGUGCCGCUGCGACGCGGCGCUGGGGAUGGUGGUUUGCAGCGAGGGCAGCUGCAAGGCGGGCGAGCAGUGCCGCGUGGUGAGGGGGGUGAGGCAGUGCGUGGCUGCGGGGCGGUCCAUCUGCGUGGCCACCGGGGACCCCCACUACACCACCUUCGACGGGCGGCGCUACGACUUCAUGGGGACGUGCGUCUACCAGUUUGCUGCCCUCUGCUCGGCCGACCCCACCCUCGUCCCCUUCAACGUCACCGUGGAGAACAACCACCGGGGCAGCCAAGUGGUGUCCUACACCAAGGAGAUCACCUUGAAGGUCUACAAUGUCACCCUCAGCCUCAGCCAGGCGGAGCCCAAGAAACUGAAGGUGAACGGCAUCGUGGUGGAUCUCCCCUUCCGCCACAGCCCCCAACUCUACGCCUACAGCAGCGGCGCCCACGGCUUCCUCCAAACCGACUUCGGCCUCAUCGUCACCUUCGACUGGUACAGCUACGCCCGCGUCAUCCUCCCCAGCACCUAUGCCCGCUCCGUCUGCGGUCUGUGCGGCAACGCCGACGGCGACCCGGCCGACGACUUCGCUUUGCCCGGUGGCCGAUUGGUCACCGACGAAAACGCCUUUGCAAACUCCUGGAAAGUGGCCGACGUCCCCGGUUGCAACGCCGAAUGCAGCGGGGACUGCAGGGUUUGCACCGAAGCAGAGAAGCGCAUCUACCGUGGCGACAAGCACUGCGGGCUGCUGGUGAAGCAGACGGGGCCCUUUGCAAACUGCCACAGCGUCAUCGACCCCGCGCCGUACUUUGAGGAUUGUCUCUUCGAUGUCUGUCUCUAUAAGGGCCACCAGGAGGUGGUGUGCAGAUCUAUCAGUAGAUACGUCACCGACUGUCAGAGCCAGAGGGUCAACAUCUCAGCCUGGCGCACCGCCGCCUUCUGCAGCCCCGUGUGCUCCCCGAAUCAGCACUACGAGCUCUGCGGCCUCUCCUGCUCCCCCAGCUGCUCCAACCAGGAGGAAGAUGACGGCUGCAACCCUUCCUCCCCGUGCACCGAAGGCUGUUUUUGCAACCCCGGCUUCUUGCAAAGCGGCGACAGCUGCGUCCCGGCGCCUCAGUGCGGCUGCUUGCACGACGGCCGCUAUUUGCAACGGGGUGAGGAGUUCUACCCCUGCGAGCGUUGCAGCGAGCGCUGCGUUUGCAAAGGGAACGGCGAGGUGCAAUGCGAGCCAACGAGCUGCGGCGCAGACGAAGCGUGCAUGGUGCAGGACGGGGUGAGGGGAUGCUACCCCGAUGGCUGCGGGCGCUGCGAGGAGUUGGGAGCUGCAACGUUCCGGACGUUCGAUGGAGUGCUGUUGCAUUUUGCCGGGACGUGCACUUAUACGUUGGCUGCGGCUGAAGAGGGGGAGGAAGAGGGGGAGUUGGAGCCGUUCCUGGUGAGGGUGCAGAAGGAGAUGAGAGGAGCAGAGCCCCUCGUGAGGCAGCUGCUGGUCACGGUGCACGGCGUCACCGUCAGCUUGCGGCGGGGAGUGCACGGGGAGGUGAAGGUGGACGGAGAGCGUCACCUCCUCCCUGUAUCCCUGGCCUCGGAUGCGGUGACGGUGACACAGGAGGGCAUCUAUCGGGUGCUGAGGACACGGGGGGGUCUGAAGCUGCUUUACGACGGUGCCACCUACGUCCUGGUGACGCUGCCCAGCAGCUACCAGGGCCACACCGGGGGUCUCUGCGGUGACUUCGAUGGGGACGUCGGCAACGAUGUGACGGAGCCGCAGCAGCUGGGGGAAAAAUGGGGGAUCCCCACUCAGGGUUGCAACCACGGGUCGCAGUUGACGCCGUGUCCACAAGUGGGGAAGAGCGGCUGUGAUAUCCUAAAGGAUGCGGAGGGGCCGUUUCGGGGGUGUCACGCGGUGGUGACCCCCGGGGAUUACGUGGAGAGCUGCUUGAAGGACACGUGUAGGAGGCAGGGGGGUGUCCAAGGAAGGGGCGAUGAUGCAGAGGAUGGCGGCGGCAGCACCGCGCUGUGCCGCAGCUUGCAGGCCUACGCCGCUGCAUGCCAGGCUGCAGGAGGGGAGCUGCAGGAGUGGAGGGAGGCAGCCAAGUGCCCACUCUCCUGCCCCGUGGGCGCCCACCCCCAGCUCUGCAGCCCCCUCUGCUCCCAGAGCUGCACCAGCCUCUCCUCCGUCCCCCACUGCAGCACCCACUGCUUUGAGGGCUGUGCGUGUCCAGCAGGAGAGCUGCUCAAUGGGGAUGAAUGUGUGACCCCCGACGCCUGCGGCUGUCUGCACCGCGGACGCCUCUUCCAGAUCGCUGAGACCAUCAUGUCUGCUGACUGCAGCGAGAUCUGCACGUGCCGCGCCGCGGGCGGCAUGCAAUGCAAACCAGCCGGUUGCCCAUUCGGCCAAGUUUGCACCAUGGACAAAGGCGUGCGAGCGUGCAAAGAGCAACCCGGGCGUUGCACCUUGGUUCCUUCCUCACGUUUCGUGUCCUUCGACGGCACCAAAGGGACCACGACGGCCGUCGGGACCUACGUGGUGGCUUCUAUUUGUCAGCCCGGUCACUCGCAUUGGUUCCGGCUGUUGGGUGACGUUGCGGAGGAUGAGGAUCGGCCGUUGGUGGUGGCGCUGCACCUCUUCAGCCGCGCUGCUUUCGUCACCGUCCGGAGGGAUAAGAAAGUGUGGGUCAACGGGAUCCCAUCCACCAUCCCAGCUCAGGUCUCGGAUCAGCUCUCCAUCCGCGAAUCCCAAAACGUCGUCUCCAUCACCCAAACCCCACACCUGGUGGUGACCCUCAGCCCCACGGGGGAGGUGACGGUGACGGUGACGAAGGAGCUGAGCAGGGAACUGUGCGGGGUCUGCGGGGACUACGAUGGGGACGCGGCCAACGACCUCCGGGGUCCCGAUGGGAAACUGGUGGCGGAUUUCUUGGCCAUGACGAAGGCCUGGAGGGCGCCCGACUUCACCCCUGUGAGUGGCCCCACUGAGGGGGCGUCUGUUUUUGGGGAGGGGGUGGGUGUGGGGUGGGAUUUGGGGUGA